AUGGCGGCAUGUAUGCCAGCAGCUUUGGCGACCGUGCUAGGUCCCUCUCGUCAAUCAUGGGGAUGGGUGCCACCGAUGACAACCCCGGUAGUUCCGGAGCACACCCCUCGCUACCACACGAUCUCAAUCCCAGUCUCUUGGCCUCACAACACUCACAACAUUCCUCCACCACCUGGCCUAGAGAUUCCAGAAGUGCCUGAGCCCACUACUGCCAACCUGCGAUUUGGCAUCGGCAGUUUCGGGCACCCGCACUUUUGCACCAGACCGUGCGUGCACAUCUCCAGGGGUGGAGUGUGCCCAUCGGGAAUGGUAUGCAGUUACUGCCAUUUCCCGCACCGUAAGAUGUCGAAGCCAGACUGUCGGCUACGACAGCGUCUCCUUGACGCAAGCGACCAGGAGCUUCUCGCCACCUUCCUGCCCUUCAUCUUCAAGAAGGCAGCGAUGGAAGGCCUCACGCCGCGCGUCGACCACUUGCUCCAGCUCCUCAUUGCGGAAAUGCACGACACCCAAUCUGAGGCCAUUGCCCUGGGAAGGUUUCGGCCAAUGAGGAUGUCUUUCAUGCAUCUGGUUGAGAGCAGCAUGCGCCGGCUACCUCCGCAAAUCCGAGCCGAAGUGAAUCGUAUCAAGUCGGAGCUCCCUCCUCCUGUUGUUACGCAUGGCGGAACGGGACCAUCUCUCGUGCUGUAG
This is a messenger RNA of Symbiodinium sp. CCMP2592, 687 nucleotides long. The record is from the annotation of a GenBank genome assembly. Lineage: Eukaryota; Dinophyceae; Suessiales; Symbiodiniaceae.